Misgurnus anguillicaudatus (oriental weatherfish) is the source of this 2716-nucleotide messenger RNA. RefSeq names its product stomatin (EPB72)-like 3a (gene stoml3a). The record is from RefSeq and is a predicted model, not a curated record. Lineage: Eukaryota; Metazoa; Chordata; Actinopteri; Cypriniformes; Cobitidae. Gene Ontology annotation, cellular component: plasma membrane.
GUGAGUAAAUUAUCUGGAUUUUUCUUUUAAGAAAAUGGAAUAUUCCUUUAAGAAACUACCUAGCUUUAUGGGUUAACAUUACAUUAAACUGUUAUUAAAAUGUCAUUAAGUGUUAAUACCAAAAUAAUUUUAAAAACCUGAACAAAAUGCAACAGACACGUCAAAAUAUUAUACCUAACUUUAUGUAUGUGCACAAUACAUAAAAAACUGACAAAUAAAAAAGCUUGCUCUUCCUCAUGCAGAAGGUUUUUUAAUUUUCUGACAUACAAAACAUUUCAUUAAUUUAAUGUAAUUUAGUGUUUUUGCAGUGAUAUGGAUCAGACGCUGCAUACCUAAUUAUUGUACUGUUUUUAUUUAAUUUUAGGUGAAUCUGUCUCCAAAUGCAAUAAAAUAUAAUUUUAUCAAUUUUAAUUAUUAUUAUUAUUAUUAUUAUUAUUGGAUUAUUUAUUUUAUUUCUCUAACACCUGGAGGAAACUUAAAAAAAACAUUAUAAAGAAUAUUCAUGAUGCUGUUAAAUCCAUUUGACAGAGUAUUAACACUUAAUGACAUUAUAAUGACAAAUUAUAUUUAUAUCACUGUAGUUGAGGUCAAGAAAAAUAUCCAUGACGCUGUUAUAAAACUAUGACAGAGUAUUAACACUUAAUGAAACUUUAAUGACAAAUUAAAUUUGUAUCACUGGUAAAAAGUGGUCAGUUAUGUUGUCUUGAUAAUGUCAAGUUGUCAUAACAAAGACAUCUCAAACAAUUUCAUCUUUGCAUUAAAAUUUACACAAUCGAACUAAAGACACUUGACAUUUGUCAUAAAUGUGCAUAAAAUCUCCUUCAUGUUCAUGGCACGGGGUUAUUUUCAAUCUGGCAUUGGGUCAAAAAGGGAUGAGCCAAUGUUGGGUUGUUUCAACUCAAAAUGCUGGGUUAUUUUAACCAAUUGUUGGGUCAAAUAUAAAACAUUUUUGGGUUAACUGUAACAUGGCUGUUGGGCUCGUCCCUUUUUGACCCAAUGCUUGUUUGAAAAUAACCCAGCAUUAUUUAAAGUGUUGACUACUGUGUGAUGAUAUGUCAUGUGAUUUCAGAGCUCAUAUUUCCCCUGUCUGAUAAUUGGUCAGGAUUUCAUGAAUAUUGCACUACAUCUUUAACACCAUUUAAUAAACAAACUGAAGCACCUAAAUAAAUAAAAAAAUUAUUUAAUGCAACGAUUUAAUGUUUAUGUUUUCAACAUUUGAUAUCAAAUGAGACAGAGUGUUUACAUUUCACCUGUGCUGCUUUACACACACCUGCAGUCUUCAGGGAAGAGGAAUAGGCCACACCCACACGAGAACAUGACUGUGUGUGUUACCUACUCUCUUUCAUAACACACCGUCUGUGUUGCUGUCAAAGAUGACUACUGUGGUCAAGAUUCAAGAGCGGGAUACUGCAAGUAGUGCACAUAUCAUAGAAGAUGAUAAACCAUCCCCAAUGGGAUGUUUCGGCUGGAUUAUUGUCAUAAUUUCUGUCAUUGUCACAAUAGGAUUGUUUCCUAUAACUAUCUUUAUGUGUGUAAAGAUCGUACAGGAAUAUGAACGAGCUGUGAUCUUUCGUUUGGGUCUUAUUGUGGACAGAAAACCAAAAGGACCAGGAAUUUUCUUUGUGUUGCCAUGUACAGACACAUUCAGGAGAGUGGAUUUGAGAACUGUGUCAUUUGAUAUUCCUUCACAAGAGUUCCUGACUAAGGACUCUGUGACGGUGAAUGUGGAUGGUGUGGUGUAUUUCCGUGUAUUUGACCCUAUCUGUUCGGUGGCCAACGUGAGUAAUGCAGACCACUCAACAAGACUGCUGGCACAAACCACCCUGAGAAAUGUGCUUGGCACAAAGAACCUAUCAGAGCUGUUAUCAGACAGAGAGAGCAUCUCUUACUACAUGCAGAAUGCCUUGGAAGAGGCCACUGCUGAAUGGGGCAUUAAAGUGGAGCGGGUGGAGAUCAAAGAUGUUAAGUUGCCCCUACAGCUUCAGAGGGCCAUGGCUGCAGAGGCAGAGGCGUCCCGUGAGGCUCGAGCAAAGGUGAUUGCAGCCGAGGGCGAGGUGAACGCCUCACGGGCUUUAAAGGAAGCAUCUCUAGUGAUCGCCGAGUCACCUUCAGCUCUGCAGCUACGAUACCUCCAGACGCUUAACACCAUCGCUGCUGAGAAAAACUCCACCAUCAUCUUCCCUGUGCCUAUUGACAUCAUUCAACACUUCACAUCUAAAUAAGAUGAAUGUUUCCAGAAACAACUUUGCUCAGUUCUAUAAGCUAUGAGGGCUCUUGCUGAAAAUGUUUGAAAUCUGACUGCUAGCAGUGAGAUUUUUAAAUGAGGAUCAUGCGGAGAUGUUAAAUGCUCUGUGCAUGUUUGCUGCAACUUUCAUAACAUGACAUAUUCCCAUGUUGAAGUUCAUUUGUUGCUAUAUCAUAUCUUUUUUUAAUAUAAUCAAAGUAUAUUCAUGCUGUAUAUAUCAAUUCAACGUACUAUAAUAAAUCUUGAUGCUGUAAGUUAUCAAAAGUUAAGAGUUAUUAUAAAAAGAGUUGCAACUAUGGCAGCUAAAAAGGUCAUUCUUUGCAGGGUUUUUUUAAAGGUGCAGUGUGUAACUUUUAUAAGGAUCUCUUGACAGAAAUGCAAUAUAAAAUACAUAACUAUAUUAUCAGUGGUGUAUAAAGACCUUACAUAAUGAACUGUUAUGUUUUUAUUACCUUCGAAUGAGACGUUUUU